Messenger RNA from Ornithodoros turicata, 2813 nucleotides. RefSeq lists its product as uncharacterized. Gene Ontology annotation, biological process: DNA replication. The record is from RefSeq and is a predicted model, not a curated record. The transcript is spliced from 2 exons. NCBI's taxonomy places the organism in Eukaryota, Metazoa, Arthropoda, Arachnida, Ixodida, Argasidae. Bases 110 to 2716 code for a protein of 868 amino acids. Gene Ontology annotation, molecular function: DNA binding; DNA-directed DNA polymerase activity; nucleotide binding.
UCAGGGAGUGCACGUGUCGCGACCCCCAAAACUCGAGUGUGAAAAGAAAAUUCACUUAUUGGCUAUAGAUGAACAUUUUUUUGGAAUCAAGUCCCUCGAACGAUUACUGAUGAGAGACAAUAGGUGUUUCGUAUGCGAACGUUGCACGCGCUCUUUUAACGAGGAAAAGAGCAUGGCGAAACAUCGUCGCCUGUGCGCGGACGUGAACGAAAUCUUAUUGGAAUUUUGCGAACCUGGCAAAAAUUUUGUAGAAUUUAAUAAAAUACAGUACAAGCAGCAGUACAACUACGUCGUCGCGUUGGACACGGAGAGCGUACUCGCGCCCAGUGGUGUUGGCAUGCAGCGUCACGUCACCUCUAGCUUCUGUGCCGUGCUCGUGCGCACCCACGACUCGAAGGUGAUGCGUGUCAGGACGCACCACGGUGAAGAUUCCGCGAGGCAGUGCGUGAAGGCUUUGAUGGAAAUGCGGGACGAGAUGGUUGCCCUGAAUGCCUGCCCCGCCACAAUGGUGCUGAAUGAUGAGCAACGGGCCGAGCACAGAGCUGCCACCCAUUGCGCGUACUGUAAACGGGAGUUCACGCGAGAUCUACCCCGUGUCCGUCAUCACGACCAUUCCAAACGAUGUACUACCGGGGACACAAAUUACAUUGCGACGCUGUGCAGCCCCUGUAAUGUGGCGUGCACGACGAGAGAAAAAUUACCGAUCAUGGUGCACAAUCUGGCCUACGAUUUGGCCGGACUGCUGCGGGAAUUUCACCUUCUCGGGUGGAAGCGAGCUCCCUUCAUCGUUGCCAGUUCCAUGGAAAAAAUUCGAUCGUUCGAAAUUGGCACCUUCCUAUUCAGAGAUACCAUGCAGUACCUAAAUUCGUCGCUGGGGGAGCUCGUGGAAACCGUCAAAUCCAUGGGGGGCGCAGAGGCGUUCCAGUGCCUGAAGCAGGUAUUUGGAAACGACUACGAAAUUCUGCUUCGUAAAGGUGUAUUCCCAUACAGCCACGUUAAUUCUUUUGCGGUGUACGACGAAUUGGCUCUGCCGGCAAAAUCUGCCUUCCGAAAUGAUCUCACUGGGGAGGAUAUAAGCGAGGAAGACUACCAGUAUGCGCUGCAAGUAUUUGAACAUUUUGGAUGCUCGAAUCUGAGGGAUUAUAAUGCACUGUACCUGAAAACGGAUGCCCUAUUACAUGCGGACGUGAUGCAGCACUUUCGACGACUGUGCUACGACGCGCGUGGAUUAGAAUUGCUUCAUUGUGUUUCUCUGGCAUCCUAUUCGUGGCAAUGUGCUCUAAAUUACACGCAGGCAAAAUUGGAGUUAAUCAUCGACGAGGACAUGUACAGAACAAUCGAGUCGGGUGUUAGGGGCGGGCUCUGUCAGGCGAGCAGGCGUCAUUUACGUGCCAACAACCCUCUGUGUAGUGGCUAUGAUCCCGAUAAAGAGGAGGUGUACAUAUCAUACAUAGAUUGCAACAAUCUUUAUGGAUUCAGUAUGGUAAAGCACCUCCCCGUCGGCGAUUUCGAGUGGGUCGAGGAUUUUAGCUCUGUGGAUUUUAUGCGUCACCCCACGGAUUCGGAGGUGGGGUACGUGUAUGUGUGCGACUUGGAGUAUCCAAAAUCUAUCCACGCUCUAACGCGGUACUUCCCCCUGGCUCCCGAGAAGGCUGUGGUCCCGGAGGAAUGGCUCUCGCCAUUCCAGCGAGGUCUUCUCGAAGAAUUAAUGUAUCAGCCAGCUAACAGCAAAAAGCUGUUGCUGACGUGCAAGGACAAGGUCGAGUAUGUCGUUCAUUACGCACUGCUCGCACUCUACUGUAGAUUGGGCAUGAGGGUGACAAAAAUUCACCGAAUCCUAAAAUUUCGUCAGGCACCAUUCCUGCGUCCCUACAUUGAGGACAAUGUUGCCAGGCGCGUUGCCUCAGGCACGACGUUUGAAAAAAAUUUCUAUAAAAUCUCAAAUAAUGCGGUCUUCGGAAGAACGCUUUUAAAUAAAUUUAACAUGAGGGAUAUUCGAGUAGCCUUCGAUGAGGAGACGGCGAGUCGCCUCGGGAGUCGGGCAGAAUGCGUGCGAAUGGAAAUUUUGUCCCCCGAUUGUGUCAUGUACGAAAUGCGCAAAAGAAAAGUGCGAUGUGAUUUCCCCUUGCAGAUUGGCUUCACGAUUUUAGAACUGAGUAAAUUAACGAUGUACUCGUUCUAUUACGAAACUUUGCUGAGCAAGCUCACUUGUCCGGUGAUUACCUGCUACUUUGACACGGAUUCUCUGAUCCUCGGCCUAUUCUGCAAGGAUUACGAAGAUCAGUUACGUGUGAUCGCCGACGACCACUUAGAUUUGUCUUCCUUUGAUCGGGAUCAUCCACUGUACAGUGAAAAGAAUCGUGGAAGACUUGGGGCAUUCAAAAGCGAAACUGGUAGUGUACCUAUCGAAGAAGUAAUAUGCUUGAAAGCCAAAAUGUACUCCAUCAAACUAGCUGGGGGAAAACAAAUUGCAAGAGCUAAAGGGGUAAAAAAGAACAUUGUGCGCAAACACCUCCUCCAUGAUACGUACCACGAUACCCUGUUCAAGCACACUAGCGUAUCGCACGAACAGGUGUCAAUAGUGGGAAAGAAACAGUGCAUGUACACCAUCAGAAAUGUGAAAAGAAGUCUGAUGGCGUACGACGACAAACGAUACCUCUACAAUGACAUCGACUCCUACCCAUACGGAAGCUGCGAAUAUGAUGAGAAGGAGUAGCGUCAGUUGGACCAGUGGAAGGAUAUGGUAGCUCGUUCUCUUCUCGCUCGUCUCAUGCACGCUGGCGCUGGACGCCUGCAACUGAAGACGCAUGAAG